Molecule: messenger RNA, 1353 nt
Organism: Aspergillus steynii IBT 23096
Lineage: Eukaryota; Fungi; Ascomycota; Eurotiomycetes; Eurotiales; Aspergillaceae
Exons: 3
Coding region: 189-1277 (362 amino acids)
Source: RefSeq, a predicted model, not a curated record
UUCCCCUUAAUCGUUCCCAUCCAUUAAGCUUCGAGCCGGUUCACGCAAGUUCAACCUAAACAGCACCAUUAUGCCGUCCGCGUGUCGAUCCUUCCAUUCCCAUAUUUGAAACCCCACGGGUCGUCGCGCUGGAUGCACGACCCCAUCUUCCCCAGUCUCAGCCUGUCUGCUUCCUUGUCAACGCCAUCAUGGCACCGUGGGGCAGAUCGGUUGUCUUCAGCGAGGGUCUCCUGUCUUCCCCUGACAGCAGUACGCCGCAUUCAUGGAAUGCGGAAAUCCACCUGCUCAGGUCGGACCUAGGCCCGCUGCCCUACACCACCGUCUGGCUGGUCUCGGAGUUUCUGACCCUGGUAGCCCUGCUGGUUUUCCUUCCGGCGGCCUGCACCGCCAAACAGUCGUCCUGCGGUGCGACGGCGUCGUUUCCGUCCCUGGCCGUGAUCGCGUCCAUCGUAUCCUACAUCCUUUCACAAAUCCUCUCGGUCAUCCUCCUGCUGGUUGAAUUCCUAGAAGCCACCGUCAAGCAGAGCUACGUGGUCAUAGGCAUCCUGCAGAUGAUCUUUCGGCUCCUUGCGCUGCUGUUGCUCUUUUAUGCGCUGUACCGAGUCGUGCACGGAAUCCUCGAGCGCAUUGCAUUCCCGACUGGGCUUUUGGCUCUGGUUAGAAACGGCCACUGGGGCGUCCUGGGGAUAUGUUCUCUGCUGGUGAUCGCGAACUGUGCCGUACGGAUCGCGUCGAUCGUCAGGACUGUGGAGAGCUCCGAGGCCGGGGGUAUAGCAGCCCACGACGAGCGACUGACUACUUCUCGUGCGGUUCUUUUCAUGAUCAUGUCGUUGGAGAUCUUGCUCUGGGCUAUCUUCCCGGUGGUCAAAGUACCUGGCUCUGAAUUGCCGCACAGCAAAACCGGACUCGUCUCUCUCACCAUCUCCUGUCUCUCCUACCUCGUUCUCACCCUCACCUCCGCCAUCCGCACCAUCCGCUACAUGUACCUCCACGUCCCGCAACCAGGAUAUACCAACGCCGCCUGCGCAGUCGUGCAAUUCUUCAGCGUAGUGGGCAUCUACACCGGUCUGAUCAUGUUCUACCUGCAGUUGGAGAAAGACGAGACUGCCGCAAGACAGAGUCGUCUGCGUCAACGGAUGGAAACCAAACCAUAUAUCCCGUAUCGGCCUUCCAUCGGGGAGGUCCUGAGCCAGCCAGGCCAUUCUCCCAAGGUGUUUGGGACCGACGGGACUUGGGUAGGGAGUUCGGAUGAGGCGUUCAUGUCGGGGGGGAGAUAGUAGGUUUGGGCCUCGGCUUUUUUUUGUUAAUGUGCCAUAUACCCUAUCGAUAUCAUUCUACCUUUUCGCAAUGAGA